AUGUCAGAUUCCAACACAACUGACUACACCAACCCCUCCACCUUCAUCCUGCUGGGAAUUCCUGGCCUGGAGAUGGCCCAUGUCUGGAUCUCCAUCCCCUUCUGCUCCAUGUAUGUGAUAGCUGUCUUGGGAAACUUUUCCAUUCUGUGCAUUGUGAAGAUGACGCCGAUCCUCCAUGGGCCCAUGUACUAUUUCCUCUGCAUGCUGGCUGUCACCGACCUGGCCCUGUCCACGUCCAUCCUGCCCAAAAUGCUGAGCAUCUUCUGGUUCAAUUCCAGGGAGAUCGAUUUCAGUGCCUGCCUCACCCAGAUGUACUUCAUUCACUGCUUCUCAGCAGUGGAAUCUGGGAUCUUGGCAGCCAUGGCUUUGGAUCGCUACGUGGCCAUCUGCCAUCCCCUGAGACAUUCCACCAUCCUGACAAACCCCGUGGUGGCCAAGAUUGGUCUUGCCGUGCUCCUGCGCAGCAGCAUACUCGUACUGCCCAAUCCCUUCCUGGUGCGUCGGUGCCCCUAUUACAGAACCAGCAUCAUUCCCCACACGUACUGCGAGCACAUAGCUGUGGUAAAGUUGGCCUGUACUGACAUCAGUGCCAAUAAUUACUUUGGCCUCUCUUUGGCAUUCUUCAUCACUGGUCUGGAUGUGGCUUUUAUCACCGUGUCCUAUAUUCAGAUCCUCAGGGCUGUCUUAGGCCUCCCCACAAAGGAUGCCCAGCUCAAAACUUUUGGGACCUGCAGCUCCCACCUCUGUGUCAUCUUAACCUUUUACAUCCCAGCUCUCUUCUCCAUCCUCACGCACCGGUUUGGCCACAAUGUGGCCCUGCAUUUCCAUGUUCUCAGUGCCAACGUGUACCUCCUAGUGCCCCCCAUGCUAAACCCCAUCAUCUAUGGUAUGAGGACCAAACAGAUCCGGGACAGUCUGCUCCGGCUCUUUACUCAUAUAGGGACCUAA
This is a messenger RNA of Chelonia mydas (Green sea turtle), 948 nucleotides long. RefSeq names its product olfactory receptor 52M1. Gene Ontology annotation, cellular component: membrane. NCBI's taxonomy places the organism in Eukaryota, Metazoa, Chordata, Testudines, Cheloniidae. The transcript has a single exon. Gene Ontology annotation, molecular function: olfactory receptor activity; G protein-coupled receptor activity. Gene Ontology annotation, biological process: G protein-coupled receptor signaling pathway. The record is from RefSeq and is a predicted model, not a curated record. The coding region runs from base 1 to 948 and encodes 315 amino acids.